Messenger RNA from Silurus meridionalis, 1863 nucleotides. RefSeq lists its product as uncharacterized. Lineage: Eukaryota; Metazoa; Chordata; Actinopteri; Siluriformes; Siluridae. The record is from RefSeq and is a predicted model, not a curated record. The coding region runs from base 219 to 1775 and encodes 518 amino acids. The transcript has 12 exons.
AUCAGUAAAGUGGGAGCAAAAUCACAGAGUAACUGUGACUCCUCCCGUAACUGUUCUCUUCCCAAAGUUUCGUUUAUCCGCCAUGUUAGUCACGGCCGUCGACCGCUGCUGCUGAGAAGAGAACUGCUGGAUGUUUCGUCUCGUUCCGCCAUUACUGUUAGUCACAGCCAUCGACCGCUGCUGCUUCGAUUUGAGAAGAGAACGUGCGCUUCUGCUGGAUGGUAAAGAUGCAAACCAACAAUGUUGUCAGAGUGAAGUUCAAAGACAGCAAGAGAUAUAUUUUUUCUUCAAAACCUUUUACAUUUCAAUCAUUUUUGGAAUGUGUUGCCAAGAAAUUUGAUCUUCCUACAUUGGAUGUUAAAGUCUUUGAUGACUCGAAGACAGAAGUUGAUGAGGAAGCAUUCGUAUAUCUGCUGACACGACCAGAUCUUGGUGUCUUAGAAAUUGUCAUCCCAGGCACAGCAAACAUUGAUGAUUCUUUAAGCUCAAGCUCAUUAGGAGAUACUGAAGGUACGUCAGAGUCCGAUGACACAGCAAUGUUGAUUAGAAGCCCUCCUGAAAAAAAUCAAGCUGAGGAACGUCGUCUUGCCAAGAUGAUUGAAGAUAUCCUAAAGACCAGCCCUGGAGGUGAAAAGGUCAUAAACGAAUAUGCCCGCACCAAAGGUCUGUCAGAUGCCCGAAGACGUGACAUGGUGAAAAUCUUGGUAGCACAUUUGACAAAUGAACAUGGAACAAGCCCUUCCCGACAUUUGAAGGAAGAAUAUGCAAAGGGAAUCAUUUCCCUAUUCCCAUGCUUGGCUGACCCCAGAAGCAAGCUUGGAUAUGAGCAUUAUUACAAUGCAGAAGAUGGAAGUGGAUAUUUGGCGUGGCGAAUUAAAACUCUGCAGAAAGAAGCAUCAGAGGGACGGAUGAAGCGCCCACGGCAACCACAAACAGGUGGGCCAACUGCUGACAGACAUCCCUACAAAGACGACUGCAGUUUGACUGAAGACCGUCAGUGUCAGGAAGCAAUAGCCCUGAUGAAGCAUACAGCUGAUGAGGCAGUGGUAAAGGAAAAGAUGAAGUUAACACUGGCCCAUCGCCAGAAACUGCUGCACGACCCUAAAGAGUCAACUGAUAUUCUAUCAAUUUUCCCGCGAUUCCUGGAUAUACCAGGCUUGAUUGAUCAAGAUUUUGGACUUCUGUUUGGUGAUGUGACCUCUGCAAAGUUGUUGGAGAAGUGGUCUACCAACAUAAAACCAAAGGUUAUUGCACAGAGCCGUGGCCUCACACAGACUAGUGAGCUCCAAGACCUCAUCCAAAAUGCUGAAGCCACUGAAGUUGAAGAAGGGUGGGACAGCGACAUGUCUUCCAUUCUGUUGCUGGUUCACCUUUUGCCACCCUCAAGUCAAGGCCGCAAGAGACCGGGAAAGAUCUCAGCUAAACAAGCAUGUGAUCGUCUUGUGAAGUUCAUCAAGACCGGUACCAGUAUCCAAGGGCACUUGGAUAGCAUUGGAGAGAGGCUCCAGCCGUAUCUACUCGCUGUUGGGCCGAACAGAAGUAGGGUCCAUUCUUGGUUUAUUGUCAUUGACCAACAUGCUCUACCCUGUAAGGCUUCUAAUUCAUUGGCCUGUGUUGAUGAGCUUUUCAAAGCUCACUUUGUCUUUGGGACUUCAUACUGUCAGGAAUUGACCAAUGUGUAUAGCUUUCUGCAAACCACUGUCUAUGAUAUAGAUGUUGAAACCACCAAGGUGAAUCCCAGAGUGGCUGAGUUGAGAGCUAGAAUCCUCCAGUGAGCAGAUGAUUUGUUUCAUUUGUAAAAAGGGGCAUGCUAAUGCCAAUGCCCUUAUAAGGCACUUCAAGUUAGUUCAUGGCCUUUGUUCA